AUGGCAUCAGUAGCAUUGCGCCGCGUCCGACCAGCGACCAUCGCGGCUACCGUCGCAGCCGGAGGCAUCGGUCUAGCAGCUUACUCGAGGCUGUUCGUGAACAGCGCGUCUGCCGAGUCGACAGCGCCGCCAAAGGUUUUUGGGGCAGGCCCCGCGUUUGUGUCACUGUCGCUGGAGAGCUCGGAGGACGUCAACCACAACACCAAGCGAUUGCGUUUCAAGCUACCCCAGAGAGAGGCAGUCAGCGGUCUUUCGUUAACAUCCGCUGUCUUGACCAUGUCAUGGCCGGAGGGCAGGUGGCUACCCGUCGCGAGACCUUACACGCCCGUGCAACCCCUCGAUGAUGCCGGCUACCUCGAGCUCAUGGUGAAGAAGUACCCGGACGGCAAGCAGAGCACGCAUAUCCACUCCCUGACGCCGGGCCAGAAGCUCCUCUUUGCCCUCGCCAUCAAGGGCCAUCAGUGGAAGCCCAACAGCUACCGGCACGUCACCCUCAUCGCCGGCGGCGCGGGCAUCACGCCCCUCUACCAGCUCGCGCAGGGCAUCCUCCGUAAUCCGGACGACAAGACGGCCAUCACGCUCGUCUUUGGUGUCAACUCGGACCAGGACGUGCUGCUCAAGGAGGAGUUUGAGCAAUUUGAGAGGGACUUUCCCGGGCGGUUUAGAGCCGUGUACACGGUGAGCAACCCCGCGGCCAACUCCUCGUAUCGGAAGGGAUACGUGACGAAGCAAUUGUUGGAGGAGGUCGGGGCGGUGCCCAAGAACGAGGAUACCAAGGUCUUCGUGUGCGGUCCACCGGCGAUGGAGGCGGCUCUUGUGGGGAAGAGGAGCGCGCCGGGGAUCUUGCAACAGCUGGGGUAUCGGAAAGACCAGAUACACCAGUUUUAG
Molecule: messenger RNA, 888 nt
Organism: Colletotrichum orchidophilum
Lineage: Eukaryota; Fungi; Ascomycota; Sordariomycetes; Glomerellales; Glomerellaceae
Product: oxidoreductase NAD-binding domain-containing protein
Exons: 3
Coding region: 1-888 (295 amino acids)
Biological process (GO): ergosterol biosynthetic process
Molecular function (GO): cytochrome-b5 reductase activity, acting on NAD(P)H
Source: RefSeq, a predicted model, not a curated record